GCCUUCUGUAAACAUGAAGCAACCAGGAAGUGCGCCAGCAAUUUAAUCGUUGCUCUUGGCGAUGCCUGUUCUGAGGCUACUGGUCACCACCCUGGGAAAAGCUACCGGGCUCUUCACCCUCGCAGUUGUUGUCAUUGCAGUGGUUCUGAAUUAUUUCGACGACUCUGAUCCGGUUAAAUACACCAGCAUGGCUGAGGACAUGAAGACCCUGGAGGAAAACUUCAGACAGCAGAAUAAAAGCUGUUUUAUCCUUGGUGCCUCUGGGGAAACGGGUAAGAAGUUGCUUCAAGAGCUGCUGGAGCGCAACAUCUUCUCCAAGAUUACGCUCAUUGGAAGGAGACAGCUCACCUUCGAGGACAAAGCAUAUGAAAACCUGGUACAAGAGGUGGUGGACUUUGAGAAGCUCGAUGAUUAUGCUGCUGCCUUCCAGGGCCAUGAUGUUGGCUACUGCUGCCUGGGAACGACCCGGGCAAAAGCAGGGGCUGAGGGAUUCAUCCGCGUUGAUCAUGACUAUGUUCUAAAAUCAGCUGAACUUGCCAAAGCAGGAGGCUGCAAACAGUUCCACCUGGAGUCCUCCAGAGGAGCUGAUAAAAACAGCAACUUCCUCUACCUCAAAGUCAAGGGACAAGUGGAGGCAGACAUUGAGGCACUGGACUUUGACAGAUUUGCCAUUUACAGACCAGGGGUUUUGUUGGUGGACAGGAAGGAGAGUCGGCCUGGCGAGUGGCUGGCCAGGAAAUUCUUUGGUGCCUUUUCUGCUGUGUGCUCUACGUCCAUGUCCAUCCCGAUCCACGUGGUGGCAAAAGCGAUGGUGUCAAACACUCUGCUUCAACCUGAGCAGAAGAUGGAGAUCCUGGAGAACACAGCCAUCACCAGUCUGGGAAAGACUGCUGGGAAAUAAGAGAGAGUGAGAAAUGCUGAUCAUUUCAGCAGAUAUACAGAGGUGACUACAUGCUACAAACACUCAUCACAUCAUCAGGGUUUUCACAGUACUUGAACAUUUAAAUCAAUUUGUGUAAACAUUUUGCUUAUGUCAGAAAACUAAAGGGUCUUUAGGCUUUUUGAUGUUCACCAUUUGUGCUCUGAGACAACACAUUGAAUCACUGCCUUAACAUAAAUCUGUAUGUUUAUUUUGCACUAGAUUCAUAUAUUGGAUGUUUUUAAAUCAGGAAAAUGUUUCCAUAUAAGCUAUAUCAAUAUAAAGAAUAUCGGAUAUCUGUAUCUGUGCUACACCUGUAUGAUUAUAUAUUGCAUGUAUACAUAUAAACCUAAUCUAUGCUAUGCUAUAACAGCAUAGCUUUAACAUGUUGAUGCCAUCAAUUGAAGAUAUGAGUUUUUAUGAUACCAGAAGUGGAACAGUUUUGAAUAAACUUUAUUGAUACUGAAUUUUGUCCACGUUUCUGAAGCUAAAAGGUGGUCCUCCAAUUUAAAUGACCAAUGUAGGGUCUUAAUUUGAAUAUGGUCAGUUCUAUUUUGAUGAUGAUUAACAACGACUAUGAUGAAUUUGAAUGUAUUAGCCCUCAUUCAUUUGUUUAUUUUUUAUUUAUUUUGUUGGAUUAGCAAUAGCAAUGUCAAAUAUACAGAAUACCAUGUAAACUUUAGUCACUGGUGAAAAAAAGCGUGUGUGUUCAUUUGCAUACAGAUCAAGAUAUUUAAUGGCUGCAGACAGACCAGAGCAUGAUUACUGAAUAAUGUUACACUAUCAGCUUGUGUUCCUGCUGACUUCUAAAAAACUAUUUUUAAAGUUUUUAAAUUUUUAACUUUUUUUUAAUAUAUAUUUCUUCUUCUACUCAAAUUAAUUUUAUUUUUCCAUUUCCAUUUGUUUCUUGAUGCAUUUCAUUGCCAAAUGUA
Molecule: messenger RNA, 1851 nt
Organism: Toxotes jaculatrix (banded archerfish)
Lineage: Eukaryota; Metazoa; Chordata; Actinopteri; Toxotidae
Gene: htatip2
Product: HIV-1 Tat interactive protein 2
Exons: 7
Coding region: 62-901 (279 amino acids)
Biological process (GO): import into nucleus
Cellular component (GO): cytoplasm
Source: RefSeq, a predicted model, not a curated record